Bursaphelenchus okinawaensis is the source of this 1487-nucleotide messenger RNA. The record is from the annotation of a GenBank genome assembly. NCBI's taxonomy places the organism in Eukaryota, Metazoa, Nematoda, Chromadorea, Rhabditida, Aphelenchoididae.
AUGAAGGAUUUGGAAUAUCCUCCGACGGUCCAAAUAUUAGUAGCUGUAAGUUCUCCAGGGGAUUCAAUCAACGUUUGGUAUUAGAUUAGCAUGUGUAAUCAUUUUCCAAACACAGCCUCUUCAUUCACGCCGUCUUUGGGGUUGUUGACUCGGAAUAUUGUUCAUGGCUUAUUAACGGGGAUGAGUUGUCAAGUACACUUGAAGGUUGUGUUUUGAGGCUUCGUAUUAUAUGGUUUCAGAUGAGAGAAGUGGCCCAGUCUUCGCUUCAUUUGAAUGCCCCCAGGGCAUCUCGGUCUCUCAGCGCCGAUGGUCGAACGUCUCCUUCGCCGCGACGUGCGGGCGAUCGCGAGAGUAAGUGAUGACGUCGUUAUUGGAUUCCAGCACAGCAUAUAAGCCUAUAAUAUUAUGAUUUCGGUGUGUGUCUUUCCCAGUUCUGAUGGAGGCUGUCCCGAGAAACGUUUCUGUCGAAAGUAAUACGUUUACAGGUCGCAAGAAACUGGAACGGUCGAACUCCUUGACCAACAAUCGUACGACAAUCCCUUUACUGCCUGUUCUCUCAGCUGCUCAAAUUCAGGUUUUACGAAAAUCUUGGAAGCACAUUAACACCAAAGGCCUUAACGGUGUCUUCAGAAGAUGCUUCCAGCGAGUAGGUUUUGUCAUCAUUUUGGAUUCUAUGAAUAGAUAAUAUUUAUGAUUUGGUUUUUGAUGCUUUCUUUCAUGACUGUUAUCUUGUAGCUGGAAAGUGCAAAUCCGGCUGUAUCAGCUGGCUUCAGAACAGACCGGCCGGAUUCGGAAUCCGAAACGAAAACGGUGAUUGAACAUUCAAAGUUCCUCGUGGGUCUGUUUCAUCGCGUGAUUAUGGACGGAGAAGAGGUAGUGCUAUCACGAGAGUAAACUUGUUUUCAGGAUCUGGAUGUAUAUCUUCGUCAAAUUGGUGCGAGGCAUGCAUUUCUGAACGAAGAGUGCGGGAUCGGAGUUCCAGAGCUCGAAAGAUUGGGGGAAUUGAUAGCAGAAGUAGUGCUCAAGUUGGAUGGGGUACGCCAGAGUAAAGAAGCUACGUAGGUUGAUUCUACUUUGUGGUUACUGUAUUUUUUAUGGGUUUGCUGACAUUAGAGAGCAAACUAAUUUUUAUAAUAGUUUUUUUUACAACAUUGUAUUAUAAUAUUUACAGUAAGAUAUGGAGAUUGAUGAUUUCAAAAGUAAUCGACUACAUUAGAGACGGAUUCGAGACAGAGCUACGAAUGCAACGAAGAAAGAUAUCAACAUUUACUCCUGGAAUAGACAAUCGGUGAGUAUCCUUUCAAUUACUGGUGCGAUCAUCUGCUUACUGUGUCAUUGGACAAAUGCUUAUAAUUUUUGUUAUGUUAAUCAGGUUUGGCAUGUAAUUCUUUUCUAGACGAAACUCUAUGCCAAGCUCUCAGAACAGAAAACAAUCCAUGAAGCUGAACGUUGGACCGGCGAUUCGAAAGUUCUCCAACUUUCGGUAG